Messenger RNA from Perkinsus marinus ATCC 50983, 780 nucleotides. RefSeq names its product leucine zipper-ef-hand containing transmembrane protein, putative. The record is from RefSeq and is a predicted model, not a curated record. NCBI's taxonomy places the organism in Eukaryota, Perkinsozoa, Perkinsida, Perkinsidae. The transcript has 9 exons. Gene Ontology annotation, molecular function: ribosome binding. Bases 1 to 780 code for a protein of 259 amino acids. Gene Ontology annotation, biological process: intracellular monoatomic cation homeostasis. Gene Ontology annotation, cellular component: mitochondrial inner membrane.
AUGUCGGCGUGGGUGAAGAACGGGUCGAAGCUUUUCGGCAAGAAUGUACAACUUUCAACACAACUAGUCAUGAAGCAGGCCCGUGGAUACCAGCUCACGUUGAGAGAACACAAGCUCCUGGUGCGGACGGUCACGGACCUUUUCAAGCUAGUACCAUUCUCUUUGUUCAUCAUCAUACCAUUCGCCGAGUUGGCGUUGCCGAUUGCCUUGCGGCUCUUCCCUAAUAUGUUGCCCUCUACGUUUAGUGAUAAAAAGUCGGAUCACGCACAGUUGAUGCGCAGAAUGAAGGCAAAGGGAGAUAUGGCAGGGUUUUUCAAUGAAGUCAUUGCAGAGAAGAACAAACAGAUACUAGAAGAACAGUCAAGCAAGUUCCGAUUUUCCAAACUCUUCCAUUCGGAGUUUCAGCUGGAGCAGAUGAGUGUAGAGCAGCUGCGGGCAAUAUGUGCCAUGUUGGGAUUGCGACCGUAUGCAUUCAAAUCGCAUAUAGUGUUGCAGCUGCGACAUUAUGUUACGCGACUAAGGUCGGAGGAUCGCGAUAUUCUCUGGGAAGGAGUGAAUAACCUGAGCCACGCGGAGCUAGCUGAGGCUAACCGUAUGCGCGGUAUGCCCUACGUGAAUGUUGAUGAUGACAGGUUGAGAGCACAGCUGUCCUCGUGGCUUGAAGUAUCCUCUAAUAAGGAUAUACCAGUGUCGUUGUUGUUGUGGUCUCGAACGUUCUUUAUGGCACAGCAGCCAGGGACGGAGAGGGAGAGGCUCGUCAGCGAGCUGAAUAAUACGUAA